AUGAUCAACGGUGGUGAUAGGGUGAAAGGUUCAUGGAGCCCACAAGAAGAUGCUAACCUGAUCAAGCUAGUGGAACAGCAUGGCCCAAGGAACUGGUCCAUGAUAAGCUCUGGGAUUCCUGGAAGAUCCGGCAAGUCUUGCCGUCUACGGUGGUGCAACCAACUCAGCCCCGCUGUGCAACAUCGUCCCUUUACGCCUGCGGAGGAUGCUAUUAUUAUCCAAGAACAUGCUGUUCAUGGGAAUAAAUGGGCCACCAUUGCUAGGUUAUUGCCUGGACGUACUGAUAACGCUAUAAAAAAUCAUUGGAACUCGACUUUACGUCGGAAACGAGAAACUGAGUUGUCAUCCGGGUCGUCCGAGUCAAACUCGGCUGUGAAAAGGCCAAGUCAGGACGCGUCCGAGUCUGACUCGGAGAAUAAGAGGCUCUGCUUAGGAAUGGUGUUGCAUGAGCAUGAGAAUGCAGGGUUGGUGGGGCCCAAGACGUUGUUGACGCUGUCUCCGCCGGGGGAGAGCUUUGUCUCGGGACAGGUUGAGGAGAAGGUGGAGGAUGAGGAGGAAGAAGAAGAAGAAGAAGAGGAGGUGGUGGUGAAAAGUGAGGAAGAAGGCGGUGGCGGUGACGAGGAGGAGAAAAGUAGAGCGGUGAUGGAGGAAACUUGCUUGUUGACGAUCAUGCAACGUAUGAUUAAAGAGGAGGUUAGGAGUUACAUUGAUAGAUUAAGAGCUCAUCAAAAUCCAUGAAAAUAUGAGUUAUGUUACUAAAAACUCUAUCUGUGUUUUAUUUCUUUUUUUUAUUAUUUUUUAUUUUAGUUUGUAUUUUGCAAUGCAGUCUGGGAAACCCAGGAUUUGAUCGGGACAUUUUUCCAAUGGAGCAGAAAUCAAAGACAUGUCGCUAAUCUUUGUUUUUGGUUGUUUUACUUUUUUUUUUCUUUUUUUGUUAGCCCCUAGGAAAAUACAAAACAUGGGAUGAGUCGAAUUAAGGUUUCAUAAGAAGCAAAUUAGAAUUUAGAAAUUAACUAGUUUAGAACAUGGAAGACCCGAAGAGAAAUGUUAAAAAAGUGGCUUUGUUAGACAAAAAGUACAAAUACAGUACGCGACUUCAGUGGCUCUGUUUCCUACGGGUCUACGCAGUGACAGAAUCGAAUAGCUGUUCUGAUUCCCGAAUUCGAUAGGAUUUGAUUUGAAAAAGAGGCCUGAAGAACGAAACUUUGACAACAACUCUGAAAACGUUUCUAAUAAAGAUUUCUAUGCAUUUAUUAGCUCGACAAAUUAUCAAAACCAAUAAUAUCUCAAAUUCAUUAAUUAAA
Messenger RNA from Durio zibethinus, 1304 nucleotides. RefSeq lists its product as uncharacterized. The record is from RefSeq and is a predicted model, not a curated record. NCBI's taxonomy places the organism in Eukaryota, Viridiplantae, Streptophyta, Magnoliopsida, Malvales, Malvaceae. Gene Ontology annotation, cellular component: nucleus. Gene Ontology annotation, biological process: regulation of DNA-templated transcription. Gene Ontology annotation, molecular function: DNA-binding transcription factor activity, RNA polymerase II-specific; RNA polymerase II cis-regulatory region sequence-specific DNA binding.